AUGCCUGAGAAAAUCGUUGAUGGAAUUCUUAAAGAAUUUCAAGAGAAGGGCUUAAUUGAGCCUGCGAUAAAAAAGCGAAGACUGCAUGUUAAGAGCUAUAAAAUGCAUCCUCUUGUGCGUUCAGCUGUGACUGUUCUUUCCCAGGAAGCUGGUAAUUUGUUUGAUUAUGAUGAUAAGGGGAAUGUGCUUCCCCAGAAAUAUUGGACUUCUGAAUUACUAGAUCCUAGGGAGGAACCGGUGGUGAAGGUGAAUGUCUCAUUCCCAAGGUGUAAAAGGAUGUGUUUGCUAAAAGUCCAAGAGGAGGAUCAGGAGCUGAAGCAGAAGCAGAAGCAGUUCCUAGAGAAAAAACCUUCUAUACCAAAGGAAAGUCAGUCAACAUCAAGUUCGAAUUCAGAAGGUACAGAUCUAGAAAAAAUCGUUACAUUAUUCAAUGUUAAUGAGCCUUUUCCUGAUCUUGAAUUGGCGUGGUUAAUGAAGAAGAAAGAUAAAAAUGCGGAACCGAUUAAAGAGCCGAGUGCGAAGGACUGGUUAUCGAAGAUGAAACAUGCCAAAGUUGUUUGUCUGGGAAGCUGGCCGGGAUCAGUUAAACCUCAUAUUGAAGUCGAGAGCAUUGAAUUCUUAGAAGGGUUGAAGAAUAGCACAGGUUUAAGGUUUCUUAGCCUCCAAGGAGUCUCAAAUAUCACAGAGCUUCCAGAAUUUAUAGGCAACCAUAGCAGUUUGGUGAUCUUGGAUCUCAAGGAGUGUCACAAUCUGGAGGUGCUUUCAAAGGAGAUAGGCAAACUCACGAACCUCAGGUACUUGGAUCUUUCUGACUGUUAUCUGCUAGCUCGCCUGCCCAAGGAGCUUUCCGCCCACAAGUUGAGGAAACUGUCCAUCAAUGCAAAUAGUAAUGACUUCCCUAAAGAUGAGGAUCUAACUGCUCUCCAAAAUAUUGGAGUACUCCGAAAGCUAACAAUAGUAUGGAGAGCAACGCUAGCAGAUAAGCAAGGAGAAGCUCAGAAUAGAGGAAAUGCCAGCUGCUGGCAAAUAUUCAAAUCAGCUACAAAGCAACACAACCCAAAAACAGUGACGAAGAAACUUCCAGAGCAACUUGAGAAGCUGGAUCUUCAGUGUUUCCCCAAUUCUACAGCGACGUGGCUGACACCUGAAUCUUUGCCAAAACUAGAGAAACUCUACAUAAGAGGAGGAAACCUUGCAACUCUGGGCGAAAGCAAAUGGUCCAAGGUUAAGGCUUUACGUUUGAAGUACUUGAAUGAAUUGAAGACAACUUGGAUAAAACUGCAGGAAUCUUUUCCAAAAUUGGAAUACUUGGAGAAAGUCAAAUGCCCUGGGAUCAGACUCUGCCCUUGCGACCAGCAUGGAGUGUGGAUGAAGAAUCCUGAUCAAAUCGAACAAAAGUAG
Molecule: messenger RNA, 1401 nt
Organism: Quercus robur (English oak)
Lineage: Eukaryota; Viridiplantae; Streptophyta; Magnoliopsida; Fagales; Fagaceae
Product: disease resistance RPP13-like protein 4
Exons: 2
Coding region: 1-1401 (466 amino acids)
Source: RefSeq, a predicted model, not a curated record